AUGGCCGUCCUAUCCCGUAUCCUUCUCUCUACUGUCGUCGCGGCGGCGGUAGGCAGAGUCUCCGGCUCCCCCGUCAGCCAAUCUUCCUGCGACAGCAUCGAAGAUGGCUAUACCUGUUUCACCGACAUCUCUUACAACUGGGGCAUGUACUCGCCCUACUUCAGCCUGGCAUCAGAGUCCACCAUUUCUCCCGACAUCCCAUCUGGCUGCGACGUCACUUUUGUGCAGUCUCUGACCCGGCAUGGCGCUCGUUACCCAACCGCCAAGAAGAACACGGCUUACAAGAAACUCAUCGAAGCCAUUCAAACAAACGCCACCAAAUUGGAGGGUAAAUAUGCGUUCUUGAAGACGUACAACUACUCCUGGCCCGCGGCUACUUUGACACCCUUUGGUACAAAUGAAUUGUAUCAAGCUGGUAUCAAGUUCUAUGACCGCUACGAGAGUCUUGCGCGCGACACUGUCCCGUUUGUGCGUGUAUCAGGCUCGGAUCGUGUCAUUGCUUCCGGCGAGGCGUUCAAUUCGGGCUUUCAGGUUACCAAGAACGCUGACCGAUUCGCCGACAAGAGUCAGGCUGCACCUGUGAUCAAUGUCGUGCUCACAGAGAGCGAUACAUUCAAUAAUACUCUGGACCACGGUCUCUGCACAAACUUCGAGAACAGCGAUCUCGCGGAUGACAUCCAAGCUGGAUUCGCGGCUACCUUCGUCCCCAAGAUUUUGAAACGCGUGCAAGCGCAUCUGCACGGGGUCACACUCACAACCACCAAUAUUAUCUAUCUAAUGGACAUGUGUGCUUUCGACACCGUGGCCCGGACAAGCGACGCCAGCGAACUAUCCCCCUUUUGUGAUCUGUUCACCAAAUCCGAAUGGGAGGAAUACAACUACUACCAAUCUCUGGGGAAAUACUACGGCUACAGUGCCGGAAACCCUCUUGGUCCUGCACAAGGGAUCGGUUUCACGAAUGAGUUGAUUGCAAGGUUGACUGGUACACCGGUCAAGGAUGGAACAAGCACAAAUCAGACCCUUGAUUCUUCGCCGGUGACGUUCCCGCUCCAUGCGACUUUGUAUGCUGAUUUCUCGCAUGAUGAUGGCAUGGAACCUAUCUUUGCGGCUAUGGGGUUGUUCAAUGGGACGAGCCCUUUGUCCGAAACGAAAGUUGAAUCAACUAAGCAGACGAAUCGGUUCUCUGCGGCGUGGACUGUCCCCUUUGCGGCGAGGAUGUAUGUUGAGUUGAUGACGUGUAAGGGUGAGAAGAAGCCGCUUGUCAGGGCGUUGGUGAAUGAUCAGGUUAUUCCGUUGUAUGGGUGUGAGCAUGAUAAGUUGGGUCGUUGUACCUUGGAUGAUUUUGUGAAUGGGUUGAGUUUUGCGAGGUCGAAUGGUAACUGGGCUAGUUGCUUUACUUGA
Talaromyces marneffei is the source of this 1401-nucleotide messenger RNA. RefSeq lists its product as uncharacterized. The record is from RefSeq and is a predicted model, not a curated record. Gene Ontology annotation, molecular function: acid phosphatase activity. Lineage: Eukaryota; Fungi; Ascomycota; Eurotiomycetes; Eurotiales; Trichocomaceae. The coding region runs from base 1 to 1401 and encodes 466 amino acids. The transcript is spliced from 2 exons.